Peronospora matthiolae is the source of this 819-nucleotide messenger RNA. The record is from the annotation of a GenBank genome assembly. Lineage: Eukaryota; Oomycota; Peronosporomycetes; Peronosporales; Peronosporaceae.
AUGAUCAAGUGUUUGCUUCUCUUCUUGCUGUUGCUCAGUGCGGUUGCUGUCAGUGACGCUCUACUGGCUCUUGCAGCCAGCACGCUAUCCCAUGGCACUACGUCCGACCAAGAGGAGGCCAUGGAGUCGAAGGUCCGGGUCGAAAGAGCGCUUAACUCAAGCGAAGGCACUGCUGCUUCGGUUGGUGAGGAACGAGUGUCUCGGCGUUUUUUUCCGCCGUUGGAGAUUCGGGUGGGCGCUGGUUGGAAGAAUCGCAAUCAUCAUGCUGCUCGGAUACGAAAAAAGUAUGCUGACUGGAGAAAAGCCAUGGAUGCCCGAGUGGGGAAGGAGGUUAUGUCUCAGGUGGAGGCUGCCAUAAGAGAGGGGACGGCUGCUCGGAAGCAAGCUAAGGCUGCCUGGGUGCAGUAUAAGGCGUCUUUGAUGCAGGAGUUUCAGGCCUUUGAAAAGGCGGCAGAUGCCAGGAUGCAGCAAGUUUCUGACUGGGAGAAGAUGGAUGCAACCUGGUUAACGAACGAUGCUCGCCGGGACGAGAUCGUCGAAUCUUUGAAGACGAUAAAGGCACUCUGGAGUGAGUUGAUAAAAGCUUCAGCGGAGGUAGAUAGAACGUGGAGCAAGCUCGAACAAGCCUCGACGACGACAGAGGCAGACUGGGGGAAGAAAGAGGGAGUUUGGAACAACGCUGCACAAGCUUCGAUAAUACUACAGAAACGCUUCAGCAAAUUAGAAAAGGGUUCAAAAAAGCUGUCUGCAACCUGGAGCAAGGUCGAAGAAGCCUCGAAGAAGGUAGACGCAGACCGGAGAGAGAAAUACGCAGCUUGA